This is a messenger RNA of Strongyloides ratti, 621 nucleotides long. RefSeq lists its product as hypothetical. Lineage: Eukaryota; Metazoa; Nematoda; Chromadorea; Rhabditida; Strongyloididae. The transcript is spliced from 4 exons. The coding region runs from base 1 to 621 and encodes 206 amino acids. The record is from RefSeq and is a predicted model, not a curated record.
AUGAUUUCUUUUGCUAUCAGAGCAUUUGUUUUGAUUCUUGGAAUCGUAACAAUGAUUCUUAUUAUGACAGCACCUGGUGUAUGUUUUUGGAGAACUAUAAAUGGACAAUCAGCAUCACAAGAAAUUUGCCCCAGUAACAAUGCCCUAUUUCCAAUGAAUAUUGAUAGAUGGAAUAGUGCUUUACAUUUUCAAUUUAAAGGACAAAAUGUUUGGGGACAAUUAGCUAUAUUAAUAUUAGGUAUUGUAUUUGCCUUACCACCACUUGUUUUUUCAUGUUUAUACAUAACAUCAGGAAGAAAUUUUUUGAUACCACAAAUAGCACUUUUAGGUUUUUGUAUGAUAGCAUUUGUGGUGUUAGGUGCUGUAGAAACAUGGUAUGCAACAGGUUUUGAUCACAUGGGACCAUUCAUCCGCCAAAUCGGAAAUGGAAUAUUUUCUGGAUGUGCUGGUAUUGCUGGUUGUGAGACGGCAUUCGUUGUCAAAGGUUGGGCUGCAGCAGCAGCAUUCUUAUUCUUAUCAGCAUUUUUAUAUUUAAUUGAUGGAGUAAUACUUUUCCUCAGAAAAGACAACUCAGAUAGCCGUGUAAUUUUACAAAGAUCAACAACUAAUGGUCACUACUGA